AUGGUCAAGGCGAAGAAGUUGUUACUCAAGUACGCCAAUGUUUUCUCGUCAAACGAAGCUGACAUAGGAAAGACUGGCUUAGUUCAACACAAAAUAAACACAGGACAAGAAUUGCCUAUUCGUCAGCGGCCAAGAAGAUUGCCUGUAGCACGUGAAAAGGAAGUGGAAACCAUGAUUGAGGGAAUGGUGAAGGAUGGUGUUAUUGAACCUUCAUCUAGUCCAUGGUGUUCACCUGUGGUGCUGGUAAAGAAGAAGGACGGCAGCAUGCGGUUUUGUGUUGACUACCGCCGCCUGAACGACGUUACGAAGAAGGACAGCUAUCCCUUGCCUAGAAUUGAUGACACGCUGGACAUGCUCACAGGCGUAAAGUGGUUUAGUACGCUGGAUCUGAAAAGUGGCUACUGGCAGGUUGAAAUUGACCCUAAGGACAAAGAGAAAACUGCAUUCUCCACAGGAAAGGGUCUGUGGCAAUUUAAAGUCAUGCCGUUUGGAUUGUGCAAUGCUCCAGCAACGUUUGAAAGGUUGAUGGAGCUUGUACUUACCGGGCUAAUUGGAGAUGCCUGUCUCGUCUAUUUGGAUGACAUCAUCAUCGUAGGUCGUACGUUUGAGGAACACCUUCAAAACCUGGAACGCGUGCUCAUGAAGAUCCAGAGUGCCAACCUCAAGUUGAGUCCAAAGAAGUGCUCACUAUUCAAACGGCAAGUUAGUUUUUUGGGGUAUGUAGUGUCGGAAGAAGGUAUCCGCACGGAUCCAGAGAAAAUUGCCGCUGUCAAGGAGUGGCCGGUCCCAAAAGACAAGACACAGGUUAGAGCAUUUUUGGGUUUGUGCUCUUAUUAUCGGCGAUUUGUGAAGAACUUUGCAGAUAUAGCCAAACCUCUGCACAAGCUAACCGAGGAGAAGCGACAAUUCUGCUGGGAUGAAAGUUGCGAUAUUGCAUUCCAGGAGCUCAAGAACCGUCUGUGCAAAACACCUAUUUUGGGGUACCCUGAUGCGGGCAAGGAAUUUAUAGUUGACACAGACGCAGGUGAUAUAGGACUUGGCGGUGUGUUGUCUCAACGAAAUGGUGAUCAAGAGAUUGUGAUAGCGUACUUCAGCAAGUCGUUGUCAAAGCCGGAAAGGAACUAUUGUGUCACAAGACGGGAAUUGCUUGCUGUGGUAAAGUCCUUGCAGCAUUUUAGCAAAUAUCUUCUAGGGCGGAAAUUCCACUUACGAACUGACCAUGCUGCACUGAAAUGGCUAUUGCAGUUCAAAAAUCCGGAAGGGCAAGUUGCGAGAUGGAUUGAACUACUGCAGGAAUACGACUUUGUGAUCGAACAUCGCAGCGGGAAAUCUCAUGGCAAUGCAGAUGCAUUGUCAAGAAGACCUUGCCCUGAAGAUUGCAAGCAUUGUACUAGGCAAGAGGGUAAGGAAGUGGUAUCUGUGAGGAUGCUCAGGACAGACCAGCUCAGCAAUGAGUGGAAGGACAGCCUACAACAUGCACAGCAGGAAGAUUCGGAUAUUAAGCCGAUUCUGGAAUGGAUGAAGACCAGUGCUCCUAAGCCCAAGUGGAGCGACGUCUCAGCAAUGAGUUCGACCACGAAAAGCUAUUGGGCCCAAUGGGACAGCUUGCUGAUUCAGGAUGGAGUCCUGUGCCGUAAAUGGGAAAAUGGUCAGGGAGACAGUUGUCAUUUGCAAAUGGUUGUCCCUAAGGCCACCUGGGAGUUAAACCCACUCUACUGA
Molecule: messenger RNA, 1719 nt
Organism: Parnassius mnemosyne (clouded apollo)
Lineage: Eukaryota; Metazoa; Arthropoda; Insecta; Lepidoptera; Papilionidae
Source: the annotation of a GenBank genome assembly